Chiloscyllium plagiosum (whitespotted bambooshark) is the source of this 445-nucleotide messenger RNA. The record is from RefSeq and is a predicted model, not a curated record. Lineage: Eukaryota; Metazoa; Chordata; Chondrichthyes; Orectolobiformes; Hemiscylliidae.
CGUCCUCGAGGACACGGUUGACCGACUGGGUCUGCGGCAGGCUGUGAGGGCGCUGGUCUCUCACGGCGUAGGGGAGACGGCUUGUCGGAUGGGGUGUGUGUGUGUGGGGGGCAGUGGGCAGCGGGCAGCUUUCACCGUCUGGCUUUGUUUGCGCACACAGGGCUCCCCUCCUGAGCAAGUGGCCGCAGCGCUGCUGGCUGUCCCGGAAGGGGAGAGGUUCGCCAAGUUCUGGAUCUGUCGGGCCCACUUGCUGGAAAGGACCGGUCCGCUGGAAGCUGUCAUCGCACUGUAUGAGCAGGCUGUGCACAGUGGGGCGGAGCCCGUCGAAGAGUUGCGGUCUGCGCUGGUGGAAGCCAUCAUGAGGAACGCGAACGCUCUGUCGGCCUCUGCAGGUAACUCCACAGCCCUGAGCCCGCGCUACGGGCCGUCAGAGCGACCGGCAACG